Wyeomyia smithii (pitcher-plant mosquito) is the source of this 1530-nucleotide messenger RNA. RefSeq names its product torsin-like protein. The transcript is spliced from 7 exons. The record is from RefSeq and is a predicted model, not a curated record. Bases 194 to 1210 code for a protein of 338 amino acids. Lineage: Eukaryota; Metazoa; Arthropoda; Insecta; Diptera; Culicidae. Gene Ontology annotation, biological process: cellular response to misfolded protein. Gene Ontology annotation, molecular function: ATP hydrolysis activity; ATP binding.
ACAGAAAGUCAUAACAAACCCGUUCGCUUCGCAUACUAGAACAGAAAACGUCAAUGUUAAUUGCAUUGCUUUGAUCUUUUGUCGAAGUUUCCAGUACACCGGUUUUCUGCCAGCCAAUCCAAAGCUGUGUAUUAGUCAUAAAAAAUCUCAAAUGCUUUGGUGAUAUUCUUCAAAAUAUCUAGUACGCUCCACUAUGCUGCAUACAAAGUAUUUCACCGCCUUGUUACUGGCGAUCGGUUUGUUACGGUUUGGCUCAGCGAUAGAACCACUGACUAUGAUUGGUAUUGGUGCUGCUGCCGGAGCAGGUUGGUUUAAGUUCGAUUCUCUUAAGAAACAUACAUACUGCCGAUUUAACGAAUGUUGCAUGGCACCAUACCUGAAAAAUGAUAUAGACGGUUUGAGUAGGAAGCUUAAGCAAAACUUAUUUGGUCAGCACAUUGUGCAGAAUACACUGAUCAAUGCAUUGAGAGGUCAUUUGGCUAAUAUAGAAUCAUCAAGAAAACCUUUAGUUAUGUGCUUCGAUGGAACUACUGGCACAGGAAAGAAUUAUGUAGCUGACUUCAUUAUAUCUUCUCUUUAUGAAAAAGGAAUGGCUAGUAAUUACGUUUAUAAGUACUCUUCUGAUUUUUGGAUUAUCAACUCUCCUCACGAAGUAACAAGUAAACUAAUUACCACUGUUAAGAAAGCCAUAAAUGCAUGCCCAUAUUCGUUGUUUGUAUUUGACGAAACGCAAAAAAUGCCUAAAAGAGCACUUGACUCCUUAGUUUCACUACUGGAUCACCAUUCAUCUUCGUCGGAGUUUGAUUACACGAAAUCAAUUUUCAUUUUCCUAUCAAAUAGCGCAGGCGUACAAAUCGCUCAGCGCCUAAAAUCACUUAUCGAUUCUGGCCGCUUCCGAGACGACACCACGCUAGUGGAUUUUGAACGUAUUACUGAAGUGGCCGUUUAUAAUAUGCUCGGUGCGCUAGAGCAUAGUGAUCUUAUUUCGUCGCACGUUAUUGAUCAUUACAUUCCUUUCCUUCCGCUAGAAGAGCGUCAUGCAAAGCAGUGCAUCCAGAAGGAAUUUGAAAUGUACUGUCCGGGACGGAUGACCAAAGAGAACAUAAAUCAGGUUUCGAGGUUGGCUAUCACUUUGGAUGAUUCCGGGAUGUUUCAGAACAACGGCUGUAAACGUAUUAGUAAAAAGGUUGAGGCAAUGUGCUACAGUUAGUUAAGGACAAAAUUAUGCUACGGCAAUGCUUUAGGAUAUUUUCUGUUACGAACAAAAAAGGCAGCUUGUUGCUUGACUGCAUAAUAUAUUGCUACAAAGUUCCCUUAGUUUUUUUCUAUCAAAUGUAAUGUUGAAAUAAAAAGCAACAUCAAUUGGAAAAACAGUUUGCUGGCAUUCUUUUGAACGAUGUGUAUUAUAAUGCAGCUUGAAAAAAUCUUGUUCCAAUACUAUCAUAAAUGCAUUUUUCCAGAUUUUGCUACUUAGUCUCCUCUAUCUUAACACCGACCAUUUAUAUUUUUUCCGAGGUUUGUCUACCGGGG